Messenger RNA from Amphimedon queenslandica, 858 nucleotides. Its product is annotated as 28S ribosomal protein S10, mitochondrial-like. The record is from RefSeq and is a predicted model, not a curated record. The transcript is spliced from 7 exons. The coding region runs from base 60 to 638 and encodes 192 amino acids. Gene Ontology annotation, cellular component: mitochondrial small ribosomal subunit; ribosome; mitochondrion. Lineage: Eukaryota; Metazoa; Porifera; Demospongiae; Haplosclerida; Niphatidae. Gene Ontology annotation, molecular function: structural constituent of ribosome. Gene Ontology annotation, biological process: translation.
UUGCAUUUUGGGCGUGGUUAUGACACGUGGUGUGUUCUAAAUUCUAAUGCUUGAGAAAAAUGUUCAAGUUAUUUUCACAGUCAUUUAGAGCUGUCUCAUUGCCUCAUUUAACUUUGAGAGCAGUGUCACGUCCGUUUUGUUCAGCCACAAAAGCCAUUACUGAUACUAAAAGUACUCCACCUGCAAGGAUCUGUUUGCCCGUUGAAGAUGAAUCUGGUGAAGAAUUGGUACCAGAAAGGCUGUACUCUAUGAUUAAUAUUAAGGUUCAAGGCUUUGAAUUUGCUGUGUUGGAGAGUUAUAUUAAAUUCGUUACUACAGCUUGUGAAGCUCUAGGUAUCAAAAAUGGGGGAAGGGUGGCCUUGCCAACUGAAUUUCAAAAGUUCACAGUCCUCAAAUCGGCCCACAUAUUUAAGAAGCAUCGUGUGCAGUACGAAAUAAGGACGUACUCAAGAUUGGUGCAGAUCAGACAAAUCACUGGCACAACUGCUGAUGUGUUUUUAGAAUACAUACAGAGGAAUUUACCUGAGGGAGUGACAAUGACUAUUUACCAAGAGGAAUUACGGGCUCUACCUAAAUUGCUAAUGAGCCAGUAUGAAGUUGAAAAGCCGCCUCAAGUUAGAAGUAAAAAGAAGAAAUAGUUGAUCUUGAGGACAAUCAUUGUAGGAACAGUUUAUGUAGAAGAAUGUUAUCAAUAACUAUAUUACACUAAAUGUAUGUGAACAUCACCUGACAUUGUGAUUAUAAUUUCAUGUCAUCCUUAAGUGCAUUGACAGCUUUAUUGCAUGUACAUGUUAUCUAGUGUUGCACCUCAAAUGUGUACACAUUUACAAUCACUCCAUCAAAAUUAGUCAGAUGCAA